GUUUCGUCAGCAGGGCUUGGUCAUUCAAAAACAACUCUCUGAAUCUGUGGAGCGCAGGAACACAACGCUACACACCAGCAAGUCAGACACCCUUCAAGCCAGAUUUAGUUACACUGCCAGAGAAAGAAAAGGUGAGAGAGAGAGAAAGAAGAGAGACUGAAUCAAACCCGGUUUUGUAGUUUAAGUCAGAGAAAAGGGAGGGUGAAGAAGAGAGUGGACCGAGGACUUACCGUGGACAGUGACUUACUGGGGAGUCCCACCUCCAGAGAGGGAGGGCAGUGUUUACUCUGUGUUCACUGUCAAAAGAGGUGCAACUGGGCCUCACGAAGAAAGACAACUACAUCAUGUGGACAAUCGUCCAGGUGCCUGAAGAAAGCACAAGACCAUUGAAUCACAGGCAGCCAGUGGUUCCAAAGCCAGGUCGCCACAGAAGGCCCAUGACGGCUCCAAAGCCUAAGAAAGACAAGGCGUCUAAGACGAAGACAGUGUUGCUCACUGUCUUGACAGUUGUGGUGUUACUAGGCAUACUGGCCACCGCAGUAUACUUCAUUAAACAGCUGAUUGACAGCAAAUAUUUCUUCUGCAAGCAUUCCGUGAAGUUCAUCCCAAUAGACCAGGCAUGUGACGGGAAAAAGGACUGUGCAAAAGGGGAGGAUGAAAUUACCUGUGUGGCUGGCUUUAAAGUCAACACUACCUAUCCAGUGCGUCUCACGUCAGCUCGCCAUGUCCUGCAGGUGUACAGUCCUGGCUCAGGCUGGCGGAGUGUGUGUGGCGAUGACUGGACCCAGCAGCACACACAGACGGCAUGCAAGCAACUGGGAUACACAAAGGAACCUCGGAGCACCAGUGUCCCAGUGGACGUUUUGAUAUCUUCCCUGAAAACCGGACCUUUCACAACUGUCAGGCCAGGGACCACGACCACACUCAUACAUCAGGCUACCAUUGACCGCAAUGAAUGCAGAUCCAGAUCUGUGGUAUCUUUGUCCUGUUCGGACUGUGGACAGGUGGCCUCUCAGGACCGUAUUGUUGGGGGUACAGAUGCUCUCAUUGAGGACUGGCCCUGGCAGGUUAGCCUGCAGGUUGGAGGCAGCCAUAUCUGCGGAGGCUCUCUGGUGUCACCGCAUUGGGUUGUCACUGCUGCCCACUGCUUUACUGAUAAAAAGGAGCUGAGUCGCUGGAGAGUUGUGUCAGGCCAGACAUACAUGGGCUCACUGGGAGGCUCCUAUGUGGACAGGAUCAUCGUAAACGGAGACUACAAUCCGGCUCAAAACGAUUAUGACAUAGCAAUGAUGAGACUCAGCAGCCCGAUCAGUGUUGGAGCGAGCCGCAUGCCGGUUUGUCUACCUCCUAAUGCCUUUGGCCUUCGAGCCGGAGACACCAUGACUGUGACUGGCUGGGGACACCUGAAGGAAAACGGUAAGGUUCAUCCUUCGCUGCAGAAGGCCUCCGUCCCUCUCAUAGACCGGACUACGUGUUCCAGCCCCACAGUGUAUGGUGCUUCCAUUACUCCAAGGAUGAUCUGUGCUGGUUAUCUGGAGGGAAAGGUGGAUGCCUGCCAGGGGGACAGUGGGGGUCCUUUGGUGCACUUCACCUCCUCUCAGUGGCAUCUGGUAGGAGUGGUGAGCUGGGGCGUCGGCUGUGGCCAGGCGAGAAAGCCAGGUGUCUACCACAACGUUGAAGAGACGCUAAGCUGGAUUCACACAGUCAUCGACAAAAACCCCUGAGGUCCUCCAUCCACCACGAGACUGCAGUCCAGUCCAGCUGGGACAGACCGUGAAACUGAAAAAACACUUUGGUUUCAUUGUGGUUUACUGAGAGACUGAUGGAGAGAAAAGGGGAAGUGGAAGAUCGAGCUCAGCAGCAAUGCAGAUGAACUGUUAAACACAGCCUUAUGCAUGAACACACACACACAAAAACUUUUUUUAGGUGUGGUUUGUACCAUUUCAGGUUCUUAUCUCAGGGGACAAGUAUAUCUAUGUUGUUUUGGUAUGUGUCGCUGUCUUGUCUGGGACGUUUUUAGCUUUUACAGUGUUGUAAUCUGACAAACCCAAACCACUGACUCCAAUGUCUUUUAAAAAGAUUAUUAUCAAUUUAAAAUGCUGCUGUUGACAUGAUGAUUUAGCAACAAGUGUACAAAUGGUGUAAGUGUGAAGACUAGGCUGGCAGACAUAAUGUACUUGAUUACUAUUCGCUAUGAUUUUGGAUGUGCAAUGUGAUAUGAGGGUUCAUAUGGUACAGAAAAGCAACGAGAGACAGGGUAAACCUGUAUUAUGCUAAAGCCAUCAGACAUCAGUGUGAAGCCCCAGGUUAGUAUCAUCAGUGAUGCAAAGUCCAGGAGUUUAACGCAUUGAUGGUGCUGAUUCAGUUGAUCUGAUGCGUGUCCGUAUUAAAGGGCAAAUGCACCUUUUCACAGCACAGAUGUGUGCUUUUGCUCCUACCACACAUCGACUUAUACGAGCACUUUAAGUGGAAAGUGAAAAUUACUUGACGUUGCUGCGAGUACUCAACUCAAGGAACUAGUCUACUGAUGCACUGAAGACUAUAACUUAAAUAACACUGGUAUGUGUUCACAGGACCUCCACACUGAGUGCAAUCAGAUAUGCUUUGUGCCUUCAGAGAACUCAGACCGUGGCCAGAAUAUUUGCUUUCACAUUUAAAAGGAGGGAGCAUCGUAUGUAAAUAUGUGCAUCUAUUUGUAGCAAAGUAACAGAAUUCAUUAACCUGUAUUUUUUGUUUAUUUAUGAUCUCUGGUCUAUAGAGACUGACACUAAUUAAGUAUAAAUUGGCACUUUUAAAUUAAAAAAAUAAUAGUUAACAUAUGGUAUUAUACUAUAUGAUAUUUAAAAAAAAUUGGGACAAGAACAGCGUUUCUUUUAAGGUUUGCCUACAGUUUGGUGAGUGCCAUGGUGGCUGAUAUCAUUUGACUAUCUAUGUUAUGUUUUGUUGAUUUUUAUGUACCUGUAAAAUAGGUUGUCAAUGCAAUAAAGGCAUUCUUCUUU
Chelmon rostratus (copperband butterflyfish) is the source of this 2999-nucleotide messenger RNA. RefSeq names its product transmembrane serine protease 4a (gene tmprss4a). The record is from RefSeq and is a predicted model, not a curated record. Gene Ontology annotation, molecular function: protein binding; serine-type endopeptidase activity. NCBI's taxonomy places the organism in Eukaryota, Metazoa, Chordata, Actinopteri, Chaetodontiformes, Chaetodontidae. Bases 345 to 1724 code for a protein of 459 amino acids. Gene Ontology annotation, biological process: proteolysis. The transcript is spliced from 13 exons. Gene Ontology annotation, cellular component: membrane.